Molecule: messenger RNA, 885 nt
Organism: Drosophila sulfurigaster albostrigata
Lineage: Eukaryota; Metazoa; Arthropoda; Insecta; Diptera; Drosophilidae
Product: tabinhibitin 3-like
Exons: 2
Coding region: 54-815 (253 amino acids)
Source: RefSeq, a predicted model, not a curated record
UCUAAACACUGUCCAAGUUCUCAAAACUUCAGUCAUUGAGUGAACUAUUUAGAAUGCACAUUCAGUUAGCAAUGUUUAUCCUUUGCACUGCUGUCAUAGAUCAGCUAUAUUCGAUUCGCUUUUUUGAACCCCCAAUCUUUAAGACCAAAGUAAACAAAUACAAGUUGCGUGGUAAACUGGUUUCCCCAACUCCUCCAGAAAACUAUUGCCGCAAAGGUCUAUGUCCAGAGAAUGUGAAACACAUCGCCUGCGGCAAUCCAUUUUGGGGAUCACAUUGUGAAAAGCCCCGAUCAGGUGUCAACGUGGAAAAAAUCGAGACAGACAUCAUCGACGUUCAUAAUAACAUACGUGAGAAUAUGUCGAAAGUCAGUUGGCAAAAUCUGCCCAUAGCUAAGGGCUUGCCUAAGUUGAAAUGGAACCAAGAUCUUUCCGUUCUGGCCAUGAGGAUCACAAACUAUUGCAACAAUGCAACUGGCAUGGACUGUGUAAAUACACCACGUUUCCUGCAUGUAGGUCGGUCUUCAACGGAUUGGCAAAUUCCUCCUCAGAACAGUAAUAUGAAACCAGAGGAUUUUCUAAUUUUGGCAAUUAAAUAUAUAGGUGGCAACUUCCUUAGGGUAAAUGCAAGUUUUGUUGAGAGUUUUCCAUCGGAUGCCUCGAAUUGGGAUUAUGCAUUCGCAAAUAUAAUUAAUCAAAGAGCGAACGAAGUGGGAUGCGGCAUGAUGACACGAAAACCCGGUAGAUUACCUUGGUACUAUAUCACCUGUUUAUAUGACACGGAUGUAAAGCCUGGCCAAAAAUUGUAUGAUUUUUAAAGUUUAAUUUGAUUACAUAUUUCACGACAGAAAUAAAAUGUUUGUUAUCUCAAAUAAAUAUAAGUUUUCU